Molecule: messenger RNA, 276 nt
Organism: Nestor notabilis (Kea)
Lineage: Eukaryota; Metazoa; Chordata; Aves; Psittaciformes; Psittacidae
Gene: GNRH1
Product: gonadotropin-releasing hormone 1 (luteinizing-releasing hormone)
Exons: 3
Coding region: 1-276 (91 amino acids)
Biological process (GO): multicellular organism development
Cellular component (GO): extracellular region
Molecular function (GO): gonadotropin hormone-releasing hormone activity
Source: RefSeq, a predicted model, not a curated record
AUGGAGAAGUCCAGGAAGAUCUUUGUCAGUGUCCUCCUGUUUGUCCUGUCUGUGGAAAUCUGCUUGGCUCAACACUGGUCUUAUGGCCUGCAACCAGGAGGAAAACGGAGCGCCGAAAACCUGAUGGAAUCAUUUCAGGAGAUUGCAAAUGACAUGGAAAAAAUCAGGGAAGUGCCGAGGACGGAGUGCCCAGGCUCGUACCAGCAUUCCAGGCUCAGUGCUCUGAAGGAAAUCGUGGAAAGUCUGAUGGAAGAAGCCAGACGAAAGAAGACUUAA